AAAAAGCAGAAAGAAGAAGAAGAAGAAGAAGACAUGGAGAGUUCGACAGAGGAGCAAAGAAAUAGAGAAGAAACAUAUAAUUUGUACAGCCCUUGCUACUUCUUUGAACAAGUCAUCAAAGCUUUUCUCAAGUGCCUUGGUCAAGACUCCACUACAACUGAAGAUCCUCCUUUACAUGCAGAAAGAGAGACGAAAGCCACAGAAGAUCAUCAGUUUGCAGUGAACGCCACAAGGUCAUCAAUGGCUUCAAGAAGGCCACCAAGACCACCAAUAAGCUCCGGGGGAGGUGGUCAAAUCAAUCAAUCUUCAUCUUAAAUUAAUCAUGCUAGCUAAUUUAGGGUCUGAAACAGUACUAGCUAGGAUCUUUUUCAUGAUUCUCAACUGGGCCUCAUGGUUUUGUAUGCUUUCUAUAUG
This is a messenger RNA of Alnus glutinosa, 414 nucleotides long. RefSeq lists its product as uncharacterized. The record is from RefSeq and is a predicted model, not a curated record. The transcript is spliced from 2 exons. Gene Ontology annotation, biological process: innate immune response. The coding region runs from base 34 to 315 and encodes 93 amino acids. Lineage: Eukaryota; Viridiplantae; Streptophyta; Magnoliopsida; Fagales; Betulaceae.